Messenger RNA from Dreissena polymorpha, 3595 nucleotides. RefSeq lists its product as uncharacterized. The coding region runs from base 329 to 1690 and encodes 453 amino acids. NCBI's taxonomy places the organism in Eukaryota, Metazoa, Mollusca, Bivalvia, Myida, Dreissenidae. The record is from RefSeq and is a predicted model, not a curated record. The transcript is spliced from 3 exons.
AUCUAUUAUUCUAUGUUUUCGAUCAGUGAACAUUAGAAUAUAUGAGUUUAACAUUUGAUAAUUAAGCAACAUUAGGUACUAAACGAGUAAAAUCCUAGAGGAUACGUGUGAAUCACAACACUCACAUCAAGGACAAUGUUGAUUUGUAGCUUUCAGGAACAGAUUCUUGGGUAAGCCUCGAUAAUGAUGGAAAUUCACAAACACGUAUAAAUACCAGUGUUUUCCACAGGAUUUUUGUCAAGCGCCCCGGGGCUGAUAGGGGUGGUUGAGGAGGGGUGUCCCCUCCUGACGUUGAUUUACAUUUCACCCGCAGAGACAAAACGCUGAAAUGGACCACUCCAUAAACAAAACAAUAAAAUAUAGGGAUCGUGAACAUGCUGGUGAAGACCCUUCUCUGGACAGUGCAUAUGCGACACUGUCACUGGGCUCAUUAUCAGAUGCCGAAUAUGAUGAUUAUAGCGUGCUGCAUUCAGAUUCAAAAGUAUUUCUCAAGGAUAUUGGCCAUGUCAACGAACUGAUGCAUAAUAAAGAGGCUGGAAGGAACGUGCAUUAUAGUGGAGAAGAACUUAACGAACAAAGCAUGUAUACAACAACACCAAGUAUGAACUUGCGAAUCGAAGCGAAUGACUAUUCAUCAUAUGGUCCUAUUGCAUUCUGUGUACCCAAGCUGGAACGCUCAGCAAAUCAGACGCAAGUAUACCCAUCUAAAAUGCCAAUCGUUAACUUUUCAAGAACAUUUCUAAGCCCAAUCGUAUGCACUGUAAGACCAUUCAAAAUACCAGAAGAGCCAUUGUCAUGUACAGUCGAACCUGACUGUGAUCCAAUAGUUCAAAAGUCAUCGUGUUGUAUCGUCGAAGGCUUGCACCACUCAACGAGUAGAAAAACACAGUCAAAUGAUUAUGUAGAAAAAGAUGCUCUCUUUUGUACUGCAAAUGGUCUUCACUCAACGAAUAAAUGUGAGAAAGCAGGAUGGUCAGCACUAAAAGGGGAGGUUUUACACGAAAGCUUAACAACACAAAUGUCAAGAAUAAGAAUUGAAAGCUCAAUCAAAAAGAGACCAAUAAAUGUCCACACAACUGUAGAAACUGCUGUACAUGAUGCGCACAUAAGAGCUGAACAAAGUGAGAUUAUGGCUAGAGAAAAUGUCUUCCAGACAAUGGUGUCUUGUGAGCCUGUUUCCGUAGACAUUGGAAGAAAUGAGGAACAAAUGCAGACUUACGCAACAGAUUAUUUAUAUAUCAGCAAGAAGGACAUAGUCAUAAUACAUUCAGAGGACGAUAUAGUGAGAGCUGCUCACUUUAAAGAAUCAAUUGAGAAACUUUGCGACAACAAACUAAUUCCUGGCGUGACAGUUGAUUUGCAGCAGCAUAUAGAUGCAGGCAAGCAAGCCAUAGGUAGUCUUGACACUCUACAUGACAGAUAUAGGUGCAUUCUGGUUUUUGUAACCGAUGCCUUUCAAUCAGACGCGUACAAGAAGUUUCACAGCGAAUGUGUACUUGUAUUCGGGUUGGAUUCAGGAGGAGACAAACUCAACCGAGUGGUGCCGGUGUGGGUGGAUGCCACACGGAGAACUUGCAAAAUACCGUACCUUAAAACGUUGAACGGGAUCGCCUACACAGGUAAAACGAGUAACUUCUUCGAAGAACUUAUGUUAAAAACUGUAAAGCACUUUCGGGAAUUGAUUAAAUAACUCGACAAGUGCAUUGAACAGUAGAUCUAUGGAUGGCUAUAGAAACGCAAGUGCCGCAGUUAAAUAGCGGGAAGUCAGAAUAUACCGACAUUCCAAGGGUACAACAGUCGCCUUUAGACUGAUGUAAAUAUGACGUUAAUAAUCGGAUUUUGGUCCCUACAAUAAAACAAAUAAUUGUAGAAGUAUUAACAGAAGGGGUAGUACUGAAAUUUGAUAUAUUGGAAACCUGUUAUUUUGAAAUCCAUUUUAAAGUUAGUAUCUGAGUAUAAAUAACAGAGACUAUUUAUUACUUUUGACUUCAACGUGUGCAAUUUUGCACGGAGAAUACAAGUACAUGUAUAUGGUCUGUGACAUAUUGUCUCAUGACGAUUAACAUGUUUUCCAACAUCCAUUUGAGGGAACAAUAGAGCGGAAAUGACGCGAAAAAUAUGAUUUGGAAAUGCCCGUUUUUGUAUUAGACGCUGAACGUGACGCAUGGUAUAUAUUAUACCACGUGAAAAUUCGUGCGGAUCCGUGUUCAUGCUAACACACAGGCGGCAUAAGCCAGGGGUUGCAAGUACCUCAACUGCUUAACCCUAAACUUCUUACUUGUCUUUCGCAUCAGACGUUAAUCUGAACUGGUCAGAGCUCCACUAAGUGCUUCAAAAGUGCAUUAGUUAUCUCCAGAAGACGUUUCUCAUAAAUCAUAUAUAUGGACAAAAACGAGAAAAUACGGUGCACAUGAUAAACUUGUAGAACACGCAUUUUUGCUCUUCUUGACGUGGUAAAUUUAUGCAAAUAACACGUGAAAUCAAAAGCGUGGACGUUCGAUGUUGUUUUGACCGUCAGUAGUGUUCUCAAAAUAUACAGGCAAUUCAAGGAGUCUUAAUAAAUUAUGUUUAUGGAUAUAUAUGAAAUAUUUGUUUAUACUAUUUUGUACAUGUUAAAUUCGUCAACAUUGUGUUUUAAAUGCAGUCGGUACAUGUAUAUUCAAGGACUAUGCCUAUGCUGUUCCGAUCGUGUUUAUUUGAUUUUCGUGUCAAUUGUCCAUGAUUGAUGCCAUAUUGACAUGUGAUUUGAGAAUAUUUUAUUAAACAUAUAUAUAUAUAUAUAUAUAUAUAUAUAUAUAUAUAUAUAUAUAUAUAUAUAUAUAUAUUUAUAUAUUUAUAUAUAAAUUGAAUGACGACCUUGUUUGUGUGUUAAUAGACUGAUUUAUUAUGAAUAAACACUAUUUUUGAAUUUUUACAUCAAUUGAAUGUGUUGAAUUGUAUCUUUCAUAUUUAUACAUGUACACAUUUGACGUCCAAUUACUUUUAGUUUUAGGGCAAUUAAAUAACCAAACUACUUAGACAGUUCAAUAAAUAUGCCUUCUGUGUGAUUCGAUCAGCUACAUUGUGAUUUCAUCAGCUACAGUAUGAUUUGAUCAGCUUCAAUGUGAUUUCAUCAGCUACAGUGAUUUGAUCAGCUAUAGUGGGAUUUGAUCAACUUUAGUAAGAUUUGAUCAGCUACAAUGUGAUUUGAUCAGCUACAAUGUGAUUUGAUCAGCUACAGUGGGAUUUGAUUAGCUACAGUUGACUUUGAUCAGCUACAAUGUGAUUUGAUCAGCUUCAAUGUGAUUUGAUCAGCUACAGUGAUUUGAUCAGCUUGAGUGGGAUUUGAUCAGCUACAAUGUGAUUUGAUCAGCUACAGUGUAAUUAUAUAAGCAACAGUGUGAUUUGAUCAGAUCUGUAUUGUGUUGUGAUCGUGAAUAUGACCAUUCAUCAGUCUGUAAGGUGAAAUCUAAUGAUCACUGAUGCAUUCAGCACUUCAUUGGUAUGUGACUCACAACAUUAGAAAGUAAAUAAUCUAAUUGAUUAUUCUUUAUUCAAAUAACAAAUUGAUUUCUACAUUUAUGUUAAUGAAAAUUACAUUAGAUGUAAAUCACUU